Microtus oregoni (creeping vole) is the source of this 924-nucleotide messenger RNA. Its product is annotated as keratin-associated protein 10-8-like. The transcript has 2 exons. The coding region runs from base 1 to 924 and encodes 307 amino acids. The record is from RefSeq and is a predicted model, not a curated record. Gene Ontology annotation, cellular component: keratin filament. Lineage: Eukaryota; Metazoa; Chordata; Mammalia; Rodentia; Cricetidae.
AUGGCACAGCGAGAAAAGGCACACGAGCCCAACUCUGAUGACCUGAGCUCAAUCCUGAACCAAUGUGCCUCCACCAUGUCCAUUUGCUCUGAGCCCCGCACUGAGUCCUCCUGGCAGAUCGAGGACUGUCCAGAGAGCUGCUGUGAGCCUAGCUGCUGUGCCCCCAGCUGUUGCCAGCCCAGCUGCUGUGUCCCCAGCUGCUGCCAGCCCAGCUGUUGUGUCCCCAGCUGCUGUGUCCCCAGCUGCUGCCAGCCCAGCUGUUGUGUCCCCAGCUGCUGUGUCCCCAGCUGCUGCCAGCCCAGCUGUUGUGUCCCCAGCUGCUGUGUCCCCAGCUGCUGCCAGCCCAGCUGCUGUGCCCCAGCCCCCUGCCUGACCCUCAUCUGCACCCCAGUGAACUCUGGGUCCGGCCCUUGCUGCCAAUCUGCCUGCAGCAGCUGCUGCACACCCUCAUGCUGCCAGCAGUCUAGCUGCCAGCCCUCAUGCUGCACCUGCUCUCCUUGCCAACAGUCCUGCUGUGUGCCUGUCUGCUGCAAGCCUGUCUGCUGCACACCCAUCUGUUCUGGCUCCUCAUGCUGCCAGCAGUCUAGCUGCCAGCCAGCUUGCUGCACCUGUUCUCCUUGCCAGCCAUCCUGUGUGACACUGUGCUGCAAGCCUGUCUGCUGCACACCCAUCUGCUCUGGAUCCUCCUCAUGUUGCCAGCCCUCAUGCUGUCAAUCCUCCUGCUGCAAGCCCUGCUCCAGCGUGUCCCUGAUCUGCCGCCCUGUGUGCAGACCCGCCUGCUGUGUGCCCAGCUCCUCCUGCUGUGCCUCCUCCUGCCAGCCCAGCUGCUGCAAGCCCUGCUCCAGCAUGUCCCUGAUCUGCAGUCCUGCAUGCUCCCGCCAAGCCUGCUGUGGCCUCUCCUUGGGCCAGAAGUCCAGUUGCUGA